Molecule: messenger RNA, 580 nt
Organism: Tigriopus californicus
Lineage: Eukaryota; Metazoa; Arthropoda; Copepoda; Harpacticoida; Harpacticidae
Gene: ND-B14
Product: NADH dehydrogenase [ubiquinone] 1 alpha subcomplex subunit 6-like
Exons: 3
Coding region: 88-498 (136 amino acids)
Biological process (GO): response to oxidative stress
Source: RefSeq, a predicted model, not a curated record
UGCAAACUCAACCUCCAAAUUCCGUGUCUGUAAAAAAAUAGGAGCAUACAUAUAGAUAGAACGAGUGGUCUCGCUGUUGUUCUUCUGAUGUGUUCUGAAUCACAGGGAGCUUGGACGAACAACAUGGCUGCUCGACAAACGGCUCGAAUCACACGGGAGGUGCGCCCAUUGCUGUCCUUGGAUAAUCACGAAGCCCGCCUCCGCGUCUUGGGUCUCUAUCGGGCCUGGUUCCGUCAGAUUCCCUACAUGGUACGGCAGUACUCGCUCAUCGUGGAUGAGGACAUGGCCCGGGCCAAACUGAGGCAAAAGUUCAUGGAGCACGCCCACGUCCAGGACAUUCGCGUCAUUGACAUGCUCGUUGUCAAGGGUCAGCAAGAUCUUAAGGAGGUGGCCGAGAAUUGGGCCAUGCCUACGCACAUUAUCUCCAAGUUCUUCAAAGUGACAGUCGACGAUCGGCCCAAGGAUUUCAUGUCCAAGUUCUUGUCCGGCCAAGAUUAAGUCCCCCACAACGGCCACCAACCGUCACCAGAGUCUAUUAGUUCCGUUAAAUGUAUGCCAAUAAACUUGAGUUCAACACCAA